CAGAGAACCAGCCCCCUACCUCACCCGCGCCCUCCUCCCCCUGGAAAUGACAUUAAAAUCUUUCAUAUCCUUCCAGCAACAAGCGCGCUGUGGGGAGAAGCUCAACAUCCGAUGAGCGGCGGUCAGUCCGUCUACUAAAACACAUGAAGACAGGAAUCAGCCUCCGUACGUGUCGAUGAGCCCAAACGUGAGGCGCAGCGCUGACUUGCCGCCUAUCUGCCUUCGCCCCCCGCGCUCCUCGCCUGUUUUAUAGGUUCGGCGUGGCGUGGAUCUUUUAUUCUGGUUGUAUAAUUUUUUUCUACAUCAACCUCCCACUAUCUAUCGCCCUCCAAAUCUCGGCACUUGUAUCUCAGCGCGCAUGGAGAGAAAGGGGGAUUUCAAAGAAGGAUUAUGGCAUUUUGACUUUUUAAAUUUUCAGUUCCAUUUAUUAUAAUCUUUAUUUUACAUGGCGAAAGGGCUAUGCAAACGGGUCGCUGCUGGGUGUGAUACAAUCGCCGCGGAUUUGGAUGCUCAAGCAACAGCAACGGCAGUCCUACAGGCAGGGAGCGUUUCCGACGGCGCCCCCGUCUCUUCCUCAUCCUUUCCCCGGCUCUAUGUCGAGUAAUGGUCGGCUUGCUUCACUGGAUGCACCGCGUAUUUCCCGGAUCAUCGAGGGCUGCUCAUCCGAUACCAGCUUCCCAUUUUCGGCGGUAAUCUUUCAAAAGCUAGGGGCUACAUAUGGAAACUGGAGAUCAGAAUUUUAGAAAAAAGGAAAAAUAGAGGUUGUUUCUUUCUUUAUUUCUUUUGAAAUCGACUUAAUUUAUCCCUUGUUCUUUUACGUUGUGCGUUGAUUUCUUCAUCCGUCGUUGGUUUAAUUUGAUAAAUCAGUGUGAGUCUCAUCAUACUUAAUUAACUAGAGCGGUAUUAAUCCCGAAGAUGACUUUCGAUUUGUUUUUACCUAAUCCAUUUCGAAAAUUGUACAUUUGUCUUUUUCAAUAAGGUUAUCACUAUCCUAGAUUUUCUCGUCCUUGUUUAUCUAACUGCUUUUUCCUUUGACAUGAAAUAUAGGCAAACACAAAUAAAUACAGACCAAAUCACUAGAUGAUCAGUCAGGUUGAAAUAUCAAUGCAUUUAACAGCAUAGUCGUGCAAACGAGUAAUAUAAUUAAUUCUUUGAAAAUAUUGACGUGUUGGAUGAAUUGUAGCCUAUGCGACCCUGUCAUUAGUCUAACGCGACCGCCGCCCCCUCUAAGUCGGCUAUUGAAUCGCAAUUCAGCGCAUUAACAGACAAGUGGCGUGUGAUGCACGUAUGUUACACUGUUCAGUUUAAGGACAAACUAGACGAUGUUUUAUUCCAGACCUCGUUAAUCAACCAAUAAGUGCAUUUUUCUCGACCUGUAGGGCAUCAGCCUUUGCUGAAACUUCUGCAUAAUCCCACGCUAAAUACACAUGCGGUGGGCUUCAUAUUGUCAAUUUUAGUUACUCCUCGCCGUCGCCGCAGGUGACUGUUUAGUUGUACACACAGCAUCAACAGGGAGCGCUUAGCUUCCUCUGAAGUGGCAGAAACUCAUAUAUUUUGAAAGCAGCCGCCCAUCUCAUCAUCCCUGUUCUAGGACCCCCUAUUCCCCAGUUUUUUUUCCUUGUCGUUUCCACAGAGAAGCGACCAUAAGGUUGAUCGCAAAGCGGACCGCUUCCCUUUUCAUCCAAUCAAAAUGAUCCCGUUUUUUUAGUGCAGUUUGGCCCCAUCAAUUUUCAAAUAUUUAUUUCCUGUACAUCAAGAGGAAAGGGGCCCCCCCUUUCAUGGAAUGCAGAAACAUGGUUCUGUUUGACCGCGGAGUGCAGAUGUUACUGACUACAGUCGGUGCCUUUGCAGCCUUCAGCCUAAUGACUAUAGCAGUGGGUACGGAUUACUGGUUGUACUCACGGGGCGUGUGCAAGACCAAAUCGGUCAGCGAGAACGAGACCAGCAAGAAGAACGAGGAGGUGAUGACCCACUCGGGACUGUGGAGGACGUGUUGCUUAGAAGGAACCUUCAAGGGUUUCUGUAAACAGAUAGACCACUUUCCUGAAGACACGGACUAUGAAGCAGACGCAUCAGAGUACUUCCUUCGUGCGGUGCGAGCCUCCAGCAUCUUCCCCAUCCUCAGCGUCAUCCUCCUCUUCAUGGGGGGGCUCUGCAUAGCAGCCAGCGAGUUCUACAAGUCACGGCACAACAUCAUCCUCAGCGCCGGCAUCUUCUUUGUGUCAGCAGGCCUCAGCAACAUCAUCGGGAUCAUCGUGUACAUAUCAGCCAACGCGGGGGACCCCUCCAGGAGUGACUCCAAGAAGAACAGCUACUCGUAUGGCUGGAGCUUCUACUUCGGCGCGCUGUCCUUCAUCAUGGCUGAGAUGGUGGGAGUGCUGGCCGUGCACCUGUUCAUCGACCGGCACAGAGAGCUGCGGGUGGGAGCUAUCCACGCCCCAGACUACCUGCAGAGCUCGGCCAUCACGCGCAUCCCCAGCUACCGCUACCGCUACCGGAACCGCUCGCGCUCCAGCUCACGCUCCACGGACCCCUCGCAGUCCCGCGACGCCUCGCCCGUGGGCCUCAAGGGCUUCAGCGCGCUGCCGUCCACGGAGCUCUCCAUGUACACGCUCACCCGGGAUGCCCUCAAGCCCUCGGCCACGCCCACCGCCACCUACAACUCCGACAGAGACCACAACUUUCUGCAGGUGCACAACUGCAUCCAGAAGGACCUGAAAGACUCGUCCCUCAGCAAUGCAGCCAACCGACGCACCACCCCUAGAUUGAAGGACACUGAAUACAACUCCUGUCUGUGUUGAGGAAAGACUCCUCUGGGGAGAAGAGCAGGAGACAGAGACUCAGGCAGAGAAUGUUAUCCGAAAUCGGUUCUUUUAGAAGAACAUUCUGGUCUUUUCCUGCUGCGGGUACGCUUUCAUUUUCGAUCACUGCAGGACUGUGAGCCCGAUCAUGAACCCCUAAUGCACGGCGAGCGGCAAGUGGAGGUUGACACAAAAAAAAAGCUGGAAUGACAUCUGGAAAAGAGGAGAGGCGAGAAGGAAAAGAGGUAGCGGAAGUAGACGAGUGAAGAAAAUGACGAGUGAGAUACAAGGACAAACGAGUGACUGAUAAAUAAAGAAAUUUACAUGCAUGCUAAAAAUCUGCUCUUGAGAAAUUAACUUUUAAGAGAUAUUGAGAAUUAUUAGGGGCAAGAAGCAACAAUGCAAAUGUUACAACUGUGUGUCUCAUUUUAUGUUUCAUUUGAUUUCUAAAUGUAUGGUUUGCAUUGCCCGAAUUAGUCAAACGGAACACAAAACCACCUUUUUGAAAUAUUUGCUUUACUUCAUUGUGUUAAUAUAGAUGUGCUUUAUUUUAAAAUCUGACAGCUUUUUCAAAUGUGCUGUUUAAAUGACAGGAAUCUUUUUAAGGUGCCAAAACCGAAUUAUCCUAUCCCCCCCUGACAA
Molecule: messenger RNA, 3443 nt
Organism: Brienomyrus brachyistius
Lineage: Eukaryota; Metazoa; Chordata; Actinopteri; Osteoglossiformes; Mormyridae
Product: voltage-dependent calcium channel gamma-2 subunit-like
Exons: 5
Coding region: 1779-2801 (340 amino acids)
Biological process (GO): neurotransmitter receptor transport, postsynaptic endosome to lysosome; postsynaptic neurotransmitter receptor diffusion trapping; transmission of nerve impulse
Cellular component (GO): postsynaptic density membrane; AMPA glutamate receptor complex; voltage-gated calcium channel complex
Molecular function (GO): voltage-gated calcium channel activity; channel regulator activity
Source: RefSeq, a predicted model, not a curated record